Asterias rubens (European starfish) is the source of this 6886-nucleotide messenger RNA. Its product is annotated as kinesin-like protein KIF26B. Gene Ontology annotation, molecular function: microtubule binding; microtubule motor activity; ATP binding. Bases 61 to 6114 code for a protein of 2017 amino acids. The transcript is spliced from 12 exons. The record is from RefSeq and is a predicted model, not a curated record. Gene Ontology annotation, biological process: microtubule-based movement. NCBI's taxonomy places the organism in Eukaryota, Metazoa, Echinodermata, Asteroidea, Forcipulatida, Asteriidae.
CAGCAGCAACAACAACAACAACACUUACAACAGCACCAGCAGCAGACUGACCGCUUAGCAAUGUCUACGGGAGGUAUCGGACCAGCCUUCAGUCCUGCUGGUCUGCGUUCUGGCAAUGGAAUCCCUGUACCUGCGGGAACCAACAUGGCUGGUACUUCGGCUGCUGCUUCAUUCUUCGCAAGGGCAGCACAGAAGUUAAACCUCAGCUCGAAAAAGAGGAAACAACAACAACAGCAGCAGCAACAGCAGCAGCAGCAACGGCAGCAGACAUUUAUACCCGACCCUCAUGCGAGGGAGCCAGAGCCACCGAUAUUCCCAACAAAUUUCUGCCAGAUCAUUUCUAGAUCGCCGCCCCCUGCACCCCCUUCGCUUCUACGCAAUGUGUCGAGGGUCAAAGACAAUCCUGGAGUCGGAAAGGUUAAAGUCAUGCUUAGGGUUAUCCCAUCCAGUAAUCCUGGCGACAAUUCAACGUACGUUACUGUGGACACCAAGAAGAAGCAAGUGACCUUGUUUGACCCAACCUUCCUGUCGGGUUUCAUCACACCGGCCAAUCGGAGGGCAGGUGUAGCUGCACCAAAGAUGUUCGCUUUUGAUGCUAUCUUCCCACAAGAGUCAUCACAGGCUGAGGUAUGCUCAGGCAGUGUAUCUGAUAUUGUAUCCUCUGUAGUGAAUGGAGCUGAUGGAUGUCUAUUCUGCUAUGGACACUCUCAUCUGGGCAAGACAUAUACCAUGGUUGGUAGUGAUAAGUCAAAUCAUACUCUAGGGAUCAUCCCCUGCGCAAUCGCUUGGCUCUUCAAACUCAUCAAUGAGAAGAAGGAGAGAACAAGUACGAGGUUCUCGGUCCGGGUCUCGGCGGUUGAGGUGUAUGGCAAACAGGAAAGCCUUCGAGAUCUGCUGGUGGAACAGGCAAAUGGUAGCAAUAAUGGAUGCGGGACGUCCCCCGCCCUAUACCUUCAAGAAGACCCAAUCUGUGGCAUACAGUUACUGAAUCAGAAUGAACUAAGAGCGCCCAAUGCAGAGAAGGCUGCUUUCUACCUAGAUGCUGCUAUAGCUGCAAGGAUGAACAAAGCCAGCAAAGAGGACCCAGAAGACAGCAAGUAUUCCCACAUGCUCUUCACGCUUCAUGUCUACCAGUAUCGCAUCGACAAAUCAGGCAAAGGUGGUGUCAUCGGUGGUCGCAGUCGCCUUCACUUGAUAGACCUCGGGAGCGGAGACAAAAGCGGUGGGAAGAUUGUGAACGGUGUGGCUCUCUCCUACUCGGCUCUGGGGCAGGUUAUACUCGCUCUACUUAACAACCAGAAACACAUCCCUAAUAAGGACAGCAAAUUGACGAGAAUCUUGCGGGAGGCGAUGGGUAGUUUGUCUUGCCGGACUGUGAUGAUAGCUCAUGUAUCAGCCGCACUCCAGACGUAUUCUGAGACACUCAAUACCAUACAGCUCUCCUCCAGGAUCCAUCGAAUGAGGAAGAAGAAAUCCAAGUACUCUGGUACUAGUUCAUCAGGUGGAGAGAGUUCAUGUGACGAGGGGCGUAUGCGUCGUCACGCUCGACCACUCCACUCCAGGCAUCAAAACAGCGGCAUGCAAGUCACCAACGCCCUCAACCAAAGUGAACCAGAGUAUCUGUCCAGCAGUGAGCAAUCCUGUGAUACCGUUAUUUAUUGCGGUCCGGACGGAGUAGCGUUAAGCGACAGGGAACUUACAGACAAUGAAGGACCCCCUUCUCAUGUUCCAAUUUGGAGACCUCCAAUUAUUGAGUCAGACGAAGAGGAGAGUUUAGAAACGCCCUGUAUACCAAAGGACUCAGAGACACCUGUAAAGGAUGGUAGAGAAUCCCCUAUAUAUGAGGUGAUUGAGCCCGCAAGACCUCAGUUACCUUGCAGGACAUCUUCCUCACCAGAACAAUCAUGUCAGGAUCAGGGAACUCCAACUUCCAAAAUUCCUGUUUGUUCAAGUCAGGGUAGGCAGAGUCCAGUUAAGAAAAGUGGGCUACCGUUGCCGUUGUCCAGAAGACUUUCACCCAAGACAACCUCAGAGAACACUAACCAUGGACCUAAAUCACCAGCUUCACCCUUGAAAGGAGAUGUGCACAAAGCUACCAAUGACAGCUCAACCAAACAACCCGACACUUGCAAGCCAGUACUGAAACAAAGUGGACUACGACCCCCAUCAGAAAUACAUAGCAACAAAACCAGGUCGAAUAUUAUCACUAAGCCCCUUGUCCCCCCAAGGAGAACUCCUGCUUUGAAUAUGAUUGUUAGUUUGGAGACACAGGGAGGUUCAGAAGAGCUGGGAUUACCAACAGUACUAGAGAGUCAGGAAGAUGAAGCUGGAGAAAAAGAAACGCCGGAUGAAACAGCAUCUUCAGAUGACUUAACAACGACCGUUCUUGACCAGGUUCAAUGUCUUCAAUGGGAAGAAGAUGUUGAGAAUGAAAAUGAAGAACCCUCGAAAGAGGAGCCCAGAGAAAAGGAAACGACCAAGGAUGAUGAGAAGAGAAUUCAAGCUGGAAUGGCCCAACAUAAAGACCUACCUCCAAUCAUUCCACCGAAACUCUUCCUCAACUACUCCACCAGCAAGAACCCGCCCCCUUCUCCAAAACCACAAAUCAACAAGCCCUCGCAGCCCUGCAUGGAAUCCGAUGAAGACGACGAACUGUCUGAGUUGCGUAAUAUGGAUAAGAGUCUGUGUUCCCAGCUCAAGGCAGUUGAGCCAGAAACCCCUGGUGCAGAAAGCUUGAAGGAUGGAGACUUCCUUGAGGGCAUCAAUCAGAAGAUGUCAAUAAGAGAAAGGUUGAUGCUGAUGCACAGUAACCUUGGUGGCUCUGAUACAGACACCAUCUUGAAAUGUCUUGGUUCUAUUGAUAAUAUUUCUGAUAUGUUAGAGAAGCCCGUUUCAGAGGUGUCAGAGGACGACUUCUCUAUUGCCUUCUCAGAGCAAGACACGAUGAGCUUCGUCUCCCAGGACACAACUGGAGCUAUCUCUUUUGACGAUAAUAUGACCUUGGAUGACCUUCCCAUGGGAUCGGAGGCAAUCUGCUGCAUCAAGGAGAUGGAGCAUCGCUCUGUUGAUUCCUUCUCAGAAAACUUCUCUCUGAGUUUAAACGAGGCCAGCGUAAACGGUUGCGUCAAUGAACCAUACUUGCUUUUAGGUAUGGAGGACAGAGCAAAUCUCAGCAUGGGUAACAUCGGCCAUUAUGUCUACUCUGAUGAUGAGUCAGAGAUUGUUGAGAAUAACGGGGAGAGGCAGAUCCGAAGAAGGCGGCGUUCGGAGCAUCAUUCCGAAAACUUGGAUUCAAUUUCCCUGGCUAGCCACGACCUGGAAGCCAUCAAAUCUAUGUAUGUAAUUUCCAGUCUCAACUUGGAUGAUAUCUCUCUCUUGGAUGAUGAUCUCUUAGACGGCUCUGAGAUCACCAUGCCUGAUAUGCAACUAAAUCAAAGCUACAUGGAUGAGGAGGCUACAGUGGUAACCUACAUGACCAUCAAUGGUGAACAAGUUGUGAUGAGGGAAAAGCAUCUCGCUAUCGACCAUCCCCUAAGGAGACUCAGUUGUAUCAGCGAUGCAACGGAUGCCACCUUCUCAACAACGUCGCGGCCGGCAAGUUUCAUGGAGCAAGAUGACGAUAACACAAUUGUGGAUGAAACCGGGGAAUCCACCACUGAUAAUUCCACCAACUCUCAGUGGCUUUCAAAAAACGGCAGUCCGCCCGGCCUGAGGGACGCUAACAGGAAUUGGAACUGUAGCUCAGGCGGGGCGGCGGGAAACCAAGUAUUCAAUCUGAAUCAUCAAGUCCGAGGAUUCACCAACGGUUUACAUUUGAGAACUGAACGGGGAUUGGGGACGCCACAAGCAUACAGUCCUCUCUCAGGGUUAAAUUAUAGGCCAAGUGGGACCCCGAAUGCAAUUCAGACCAGACCGGACCGUCAGGCAGAGUCACCAGUGUGGCAAAGAAUGGAAGGAGUAGUUCCUGAACAGCAACAGUCAAAAAACUUUCAAAUGCUGCCGAAUCAAAAAAACGGCAGCAGUAACAGAACAAUGUCCCACUUGAGGGAGAUCAAUGAGUCUGUUGUGAGCCAAUCCUCUCAGAGUAGCUUAUCACUAAGGAGCACGCAGGAUAAAGGGGUUUCGGUUACUAAACUGGCUGAAAUCGAAUCGAAGGGAGUACAUACAUCCCCACUUCGUAAACGCUGUGAUCCGAUUCCCAUGGAAUCGAGCUCAGUCAACCCCACACCUGCCUCGACAAGAUCGGAGCCUUCCUCUAAGUAUGAAAGCCCCCAGCAUCAUGCCCGCAGUUCUCGCCAGCGAUCGCUGUCCCAUCAACCCUCUCCCUUAGUACUCAGUGCUGCAAUCUCACGUGCAAAAGAAGCAAUGGAAUAUAAAUUCCACACUAUCAGCAGAGACUCGGACAGCCAGGCACGGGAUAUCUCACUCUUAAGGCGCCCGGACGGGGCUGAUGCAAAAGAAAUGGAUUCAGAUUGUCACUUUAACUAUAUUGCCAGCAAAAUCCAGCAAUACGAACUGUCGGAGGAGACUAAGGAAUUAGCCGAUAUUCUUUUAAUGAGCAGCUCGGAGCGGCCCCCUGCCAUAGGUGCUUGCUCCUCACCAGCCUUUGAGGUUGAAGUCAACCCAUGUUUCUCUCAGGAACUUGAUGAUGCACUAAUUAAGGAUGCCUUACAUCAAGACUUUGAUGCAAAGUCAGAGCAAGAGGCAAUGGAAGAUGCGGAAAGUUGUCUGAAGUGUCCUUCAUCGGAACCAGACAGCCAGGGGCAAAUGACCCCACCCCAAGUACCAUGCAAACCAAACAGAGGCCUUGUGAAGCCCAAAGUGAACUCUUACCUACCUCAUUCAGAAUCAGAAAUUCAACACACAAACUCAAAAAACUCUGUGAACAAAAGCACAGACUCCAGCAGGAUACCUGUGCCACCAAGCAAGUGUACUAGCAAAACAGAGAGUAGGCCGUUGAAGGGAAGUUUAAUUCCGUCAAAGACUGAUAAAAGUAAGAUUCCCAUGAGAUCCACAAGCUUGACCUCUGUCAACUCUCAAAAGAAUGCACUAAAUGCUAAAUCGUCUUCCAAGUCUAAGGCCUCAUCGGUGCUUUCAAAGUCAAGUCGCAGUGAUGAUAGUGCAAGUACAACAAGCAAGAGCAGUUCAGUGUCUUCCAGAAAGACUAUCCCACUGACAAGUAAAAUCCCCCAAGGCAACAGCAGCAAGCUCAGUCCAUCAGCAUCAAAGGCAGGGCAGAAAGUUUCCUCGCAAGGUACCUCGAGCCUACCAGUCCGGAACAAAACCCUAAGUAAGUCUGCGCCGUCGUUAACCAAAUCAACAGCUGCAGCAGCAGCAGCGGCGGCCGCAGUGGCCGGUUCAAAGAUUCCAACCAGCACUGGACCAACAACAGAACAGGCACUCCUGAGGAAUGUGAACAGCAGCAUUGCACAGCUGCAGCCUGGAAACCGACUGACCAAUUCCUCUGACGGGAGCAACGACAGCGGUAUUGCAUCCAGUGAGAACGUACCCACACCAUCUAAGCGUUCCAUCCUCUCACCGUACUCCACCGUGACCAAACCCCGGGUUCUCCAUGGAUCAAGUAGCGGACAUGGAAGUGAUAACAGCAGUACUUUAAGUGAUUGCCUCCCCUCUAACAACGUCACUAAGUGCCGAGUUGGCGGUGGAGCGAGCAGCGGUUAUGAGAGCAUGCUGAGAGACAGUGAAGCAACAGCCAGUGGGUCCUCUUGCCAUGAUUCAAUGAGUGAAUGCUCCGGUGGUCGACUCAAGAGCUCCAAGCUGCCCAAAAAGAAGUUUCCUGGAUCCAGACGUAGUCGCAGUGCCCCGCCACGCUCGGCCACGGACAGUCACCAGACCAAAACCAACCGAUGGAAAGAUAUAUCACCGAGACCAAAAUGUCACGAGGAGGGUGUCGAGAUUAAAGUGUAUGAAGUAGAUGAUGUCCAGAAGAUCCAACAACAACGACCGGAUGCAAUAAAGAGUGAUUCUUUAAGUGCAGAGGACAGGAUAAAAGGCCCCAAGUCAGAGCACACAUUUUGGAAGAGAUGGAGCCCAGCUCAUCCCAGUUCCCUAAGACCAUGGAGAAAGAGACAGCCAUCUUGGAAGAGUGAUUAAUGACGCCCUCUAUUGACUUGUAUCACUCAACAUCAUCUGAACUAUGGCCCAUCUGGAAUAGUCAAUGCACAACGCAGCCUGGAAGCCUUUCACACAUAACUACAUACAUGAUUUAAGGAGUUGAUGUCAUCACCUAGUGUGUUACUGUUCAACUUAACCACUGACCCCGAGGUCACUAUUCUCACAUGAUAAAAAAACAGAUAUGCCCCACAGACUCGCAAAGCUGUUUUCUGUUAACGUUAUUUACUGUGCUAGGUAAUCAUGCAUUUCUAAAACAAGGAACUUAACCCACUCUCUUUUGAAGUCACCUUUUGAUGCUUAUUUGGAUUGGAGAAAUAUUGGAGGUGCAAUGGUCAUAUACGAGGAAUGCAUAUUGGAUGGUAAUCUCACCUCGGAUGAUACUGAUAAGCCUAACUUUGACGACACUCUCCUGAACUCCUUGUCAAGUUCCAUCGCGGAAGUGUCGCGAGGAAAAGCUACCAAGUACCAAGUACUCUAUCGACUAAUGCUGCUUGACAGAAGACCUACAGGACAGGAUCCUAAUUGGCAUUUGAUUGAGGCAAUCAAUAAUGAUGUACUUGUACCAUUGACUUGUGUGAACAGGUGGAAUGAGGUACCAAAGAGCAAUCAUUAUCUUGAGGGUGUAUCCAGAGCCUAUAACAUGACAAGUCAUUUGCAGGCCUGAUAUGAUACUCCAUGGAGGCGAUUGCCUCAGUGCUCAUUGACUUGGUGCCCUUGAAAGGCUCCAGUAGAAAUGUACAGUUUCCUUAUA